CGCCCCGCCAUGGCGCCGGAGGAGAGCGCGGCGGCCGCGCGCCUGCUGCCGAGUUUCGAGCGCCGCUUCCUGGCAGCGCGCACACUGCGCUCUUUCCCCUGGCAGAGCCUAGAAGAGAAAUUAAGGGACUCAUCAGGUCCUGAGCUGCUGCUGAAUAUUUUGCGAAAGACUGUGAAACAUCCUCUGUGUGUGAAGCAUCCGCCGUCAGUGAAGUAUGCCCGGUGCUUUCUCUCGGAGCUCAUCAGAAAGCAUGAGGCUGUCCACACGGAGCCUUUGGACGAGCUGUACGAAGCAUUGGCAGAGGUCCUGAUGGCCGAGGAGCCCACCCAGUCCCACCGGAGCUAUCUGCUGCCUUCCGGAGACUCAGUCACACUCUCUGAGAGCACAGCCAUCGUUUCCCAUGGCACCACCGGCCUGGUCACGUGGGACGCCGCACUCUACCUUGCAGAAUGGGCCAUAGAGAACCCGGCUGCCUUUGCUCACAGGAUUGUCUUAGAGCUCGGCAGUGGAGCUGGCCUCACGGGCCUGGCCAUUUGCAAGACAUGCUGUCCCAGCACGUACAUCUUCAGCGACUGUUACACCUGUGUCCUUGAGCAGCUCCGAGGAAACAUCCUUCUCAAUGGCCUCUCAUUGGAACCAGAUACCACUGACCCUGCAAGGCACCCAGGACAUAACGCCUACAACUCAGAGAGUCCCAGGGUGAUGGUGGCCCAUUUGGACUGGGACGUUGUGACGACCCCUGAGCUCGCUGCCUUCCAGCCAGACGUAAUCAUAGCAGCAGAUGUGCUGUAUUGCCCAGAAACUGUCCUCUCCCUAGUCAGAGUCCUACAGAGGCUCUCUGCUUGCCUGAAGAACCAGCAGGCUCCUGAGACCUACAUUGCCUUCACCAUCCGCAACCCAGAGACCUGCCAGCUGUUCACGAGCGAGCUGGGCCGGGCUGGGAUCCCAUGGGAAGCAGUGCCUCAUCACAACCAGAAGCUGUUUCCCUACGAAGAGCACUCAGACAUGAAAAUUUUGAAAUUAAUGCUGUAGGUUUACAAACGUUUUUAAAGAUUAACAUGAAAAUUAAAUCACCAUCCUGGAAAGAAUUUUCAUGUGCCAAAGCUGAUAAAAUUUUCACUGGACUUGAAUGCUUGAAGAAUGCUAAAUUCAGAAUCAGGACUGCAAACUGUGUUCUAAUAAAAUAUAAACUAUUCAA
Neogale vison (American mink) is the source of this 1198-nucleotide messenger RNA. It is a transcript of the gene EEF2KMT, whose product is annotated as eukaryotic elongation factor 2 lysine methyltransferase. The record is from RefSeq and is a predicted model, not a curated record. The coding region runs from base 10 to 1032 and encodes 340 amino acids. The transcript is spliced from 8 exons. NCBI's taxonomy places the organism in Eukaryota, Metazoa, Chordata, Mammalia, Carnivora, Mustelidae.